Gilbertella persicaria is the source of this 697-nucleotide messenger RNA. RefSeq lists its product as uncharacterized. Gene Ontology annotation, molecular function: actin filament binding. Bases 18 to 527 code for a protein of 169 amino acids. Lineage: Eukaryota; Fungi; Mucoromycota; Mucoromycetes; Mucorales; Choanephoraceae. Gene Ontology annotation, biological process: actin filament polymerization; Arp2/3 complex-mediated actin nucleation. Gene Ontology annotation, cellular component: Arp2/3 protein complex; actin cytoskeleton. The transcript is spliced from 5 exons. The record is from RefSeq and is a predicted model, not a curated record.
CUCAAAGCAAUAAUAAUAUGUCUAAUACACUUCGCCCAUACCUUACAGCUGUUCGUUCAACUUUGACUGCUGCUUUAUGUUUAGAAAACUUCUCUUCUCAAGUUGCUGAAAGACACAACGCUCCUGAAGUAGAAUCAGGCAAGUCUAAAGAACUCUUGAUGAAUCCUUUAAUCAUCAGUCGUAAUGAAAACGAGAAAGUGUUGAUUGAAUCAUCUGUCAACUCUGUUCGUGUCAGUAUUAAGAUUAAGCAAGCAGACGACCUUGAACGUAUUCUGUGUCACAAGUUUGCUCGUUUCUUAAUGAUGAGAGCCGAAAGCUUUGUUAUUUUACGUAGAAAGCCUGUUGAUGGCUAUGAUAUCUCUUUCUUAAUCACAAACAACAACACUGAGCAAAUGUACAAACACAAGUUGGUUGAUUUCAUUGUCCACUUUAUGGAAGAAGUCGACAAGGAAAUCUCUGAAAUGAAAUUGAGUGUUAACACUCGUGCUAGAACUGUUGCAGAAAGCUACUUGGUUCAGUUUGCUUAAUUACAGAAUAUUCAUAUGAAUAAAAAAAAGGAGGGUAUCAAAAUGACAACUCUUUUACAUUAAUUCUAUGCGUUUGGAAGCGCAGAAAAGAUUGUGCACUGAUGUAAAUGUUGUCAACUGGUAAUAUAUCGUUAAUAAAUAAACUUUUUUUUUCUUUGCUUUAGACAACC